AAUAAAUCUUCCAUCUUCACGGGUCGCCAUAUUUUCACAUUCCAAAAAUGCUCUCGCCACCCGCACUGUUUUUUCCACCACACACCACUACUUAAGAGAUCGCACACGUUACCCAAGUUACAUAUCACCCUUGCUAGAAAAUCAAACGGUAUAAUGUUGGAGCCGGUGAACAACGAGAACGAGGAGGAGCUUUCACUGCUGUCUCCGAACAGAAAUGGUGACGGGUCAUGGCGGUUAAACUUCAACUGUUAUCAGUUAUCACCAGAACACAAAGAGAAAAAACCGCCUCGUGGAAUCCAUGAUUGCUACGGAGUUUUAGGUCCUGAAGAUGAUGUAGCUGAGUUCUAUCAGCAGCAGGUGGAGAUGCUCAAGGGCUUUAAUGAAAUGGAUGCUUUGGCAGAGCGUGGAUUUAUUCCUGGAAUGUCACAGGAAGAGAAGGAAAAUUUGGCUAGAAGUGAGACCUUUGCGAUUAGAAUAUCAAAUUUUGCAAACAUGGUUCUUUUUGCUGCCAAGGUUUAUGCAUCUGUCAGAAGUGGUUCAUUAGCCAUCAUUGCAUCCACGUUGGAUUCUCUUCUUGAUCUUCUGUCUGGCUUUAUCCUGUGGUUUACUGCAUUCUCUAUGCAAACACCAAACCCUUAUCAGUACCCCAUUGGAAAGAAACGCAUGCAGCCAUUGGGAAUUCUUGUUUUCGCCUCUGUCAUGGCAACUUUAGGAUUGCAGAUUAUAUUGGAAUCAGUACGCACAUUGCACUCGGAUGAGAAUGACUUUAAUCUGAGCAAGGAGCAAGAGCGCUGGGUUGUGGGCAUUAUGCUAUCAGUGACCUUGGUUAAACUUGUGCUGAUGGUUUACUGUCGCUCGUUUACUAAUGAGAUCGUCAAAGCUUAUGCCCAGGAUCACUUUUUUGAUGUUAUUACUAAUAUCAUAGGCCUAAUUGCUGCACUUAUGGCUAAUUAUAUGGAAGAAUGGAUGGAUCCUGUUGGUGCAAUAAUUGUAAGUGAUGUCUCACUUUCUCUCUCACCUACCUGUUGUUUCUAAUAUCAUCGGGGUAGCUCAAUUCUAUUUGAAUUCAGCAUUAUUAUCUUAUAUAAUGGAGCUACAAGUAAGAACUUACAAUAGGGUUGUCUAGAAUGUUAAACCCGUCUAAACAUGGUCAUUCCGGUGCUUGCAUUGCAAUCUGAGUUUUGAUUCUUUGGCAAAUGCACCUGAAUCUAUCACUUCAAUUUAGCUAUUUAUUGCAUCUUGAGAUAUUCAAUUUUUAUAA
Molecule: messenger RNA, 1261 nt
Organism: Populus euphratica (Euphrates poplar)
Lineage: Eukaryota; Viridiplantae; Streptophyta; Magnoliopsida; Malpighiales; Salicaceae
Product: metal tolerance protein 11-like
Exons: 5
Coding region: 154-1035 (293 amino acids)
Biological process (GO): monoatomic cation transport; transmembrane transport
Cellular component (GO): membrane
Molecular function (GO): manganese:proton antiporter activity
Source: RefSeq, a predicted model, not a curated record